Messenger RNA from Fusarium tjaetaba, 4353 nucleotides. RefSeq names its product ATPase. Gene Ontology annotation, biological process: transmembrane transport. Gene Ontology annotation, molecular function: ABC-type transporter activity; ATP hydrolysis activity; ATP binding. The transcript is spliced from 3 exons. Gene Ontology annotation, cellular component: membrane. The record is from RefSeq and is a predicted model, not a curated record. Lineage: Eukaryota; Fungi; Ascomycota; Sordariomycetes; Hypocreales; Nectriaceae. Bases 1 to 4353 code for a protein of 1450 amino acids.
AUGCCUGAUCCGGUGGACAAGGAGCUUCAGCCCUCUGAUACCCAAGCUGCUUCUCUCUCCCCCACAAAUUUCGAAAAGUCCAGCGACUCAGAUGAGGACAAGAUAAGGGAGUUUGGAGAAAAGGACGCCGAAAGAAGCGAGAAAAUUGAUGAAAUCAGUGAGAAAGAUGGAUCAAGGCUUGCAGAUCUCGAGGAAAUCAAGACUGGCGCAACUGAAGCUUCAGCAAUUACAGCGACAGCAUCAGGAACUCAAGCUCAACAGAAGAAGCCAUGGCAUAAGAAAUUGAAUCCUCUCCGCUGGGGCUCGCCACCUCCAGUUCCUGAAAAGCCAGUGCAGAGUAGGGAACAUGAUGCUGGUUUCCUCAGCAAGUUAACAUUCCAAUGGAUGGGACCGUUGAUGCAUGCUGGCUACCGAAGACCCCUGGAAGAGAAUGACAUCUGGACUGUCAAUCCGGACAGAGCCGUGGAGCCACUGACUCUUCAAAUGAAAGCAUCGUUCCAGAAACGAGUUGAAAGAGGCGAGAAGCACCCCCUAUUCUGGGCUAUGCACGAGACUUUUAAGGGGGAGUUUUGGACGGGAGGCGCAUGUGCCCUCUACACCAGCAUCAUUCAGGUCAUCAGUCCAUUCACCCUUCGAUACCUCAUCCAAUUCGCUGCCGAUGCGUAUGUAGCGAACAAGACUGGUGGGCCUCCGCCCCAUCUUGGUAAGGGUAUCGGCCUGGCCUUUGGCAUCACACUGAUGCAAAUCACCCAGAGUUUGGGAACAAACCACUACAUCUACCGAGGCAUGACAGUUGGUGGUCAGAGCAGAGCAGUUUUGAUUGGGCUUAUCUACGAGAAGUCGUUGGUCAUCUCUGGCCGCGCCAAAGCCGAGGGUGCUUUACAGAGCAACGCGCCUGGUGCAAAAGACGAUGCUGAAGAUAAGAAGAAGGCCAAGAAAGCCAAAAAGGCGAAGCCCGAUGCGUCAGAUGGUACAGGCUGGGGAAACGGUCGCAUCACUGCUCUGCAGAGUGUCGACACGUAUCGUGUCGAUCAGGCAUCUGCUCUCUUCCAUAUGGUAUGGACGUCUCCUAUCUUAUGUCUCCUCACUCUAGCACUCCUGCUCGUCAAUAUUACCUACAGCGCCCUGGCCGGUUACGGUUUGCUUGUUAUUGGAAUGCCGUUCUUGACGAAAGCCAUUCGAAGUUUGUUUCACCGGCGACGAGCGAUCAAUCUAAUCACCGAUCAACGUGUGUCUCUUACCCAGGAAAUUCUGCAGUCAGUCCGCUUUGUCAAGUUUUUUGGAUGGGAGAAGGCUUUCCUCGAACGUCUCGGUGAUUUCAGAAAUAAGGAAAUCCACGCCAUUCAGAUCUUGCUUGCCAUUCGAAACGCACUCAAUGCCGUCAGCAUGUCACUCCCCAUCUUCGCCUCCAUGCUGUCCUUCAUCUGCUACUCCCUCACGCAUAGCGGUCUUACGGCUGCCGAGGUUUUCUCCUCACUGGCCUUGUUCAACGGUCUCAGAAUUCCUCUGAAUUUGUUGCCUAUGGUUUUGGGCCAGGUAAUUGAUGCGUGGGGCUCUGUUCAGCGAAUUGAAGAGUUUCUGCUUCAGGAAGAGAUGGUCGAAGAUAUGACAAUUGACACCACAGGUGAUGAUGCGAUCCGACUGGAAGGCGCCUCUUUUACUUGGGAAAAGUCCCACAAGGAAGAGUCUGAGAAGAGCGAGAAGGACAAGAAGCACACCCAGGCUCAAAUCCCUCAGCACGAACCUUCGGGUGAUGACACAAGCACUUUGGUCGAGGAGCGAGAGCCUUUCAAGCUUCAAGAUCUCAGCUUUGAGGUAAAGAGGAACGAGCUUGUUGCUGUCAUCGGAUCAGUUGGUAGUGGGAAGAGUUCUCUACUGUCUGCACUCGCUGGCGAUAUGAGGAAGACAGAUGGCCACGUUACCUUCGGUGCAUCUAGAGCCUUCUGUCCUCAAUAUGCUUGGAUUCAGAACACCACUCUCAAGAACAACAUCAUAUUUGGUAAAGACAUGGACAAGAAUUGGUACAAAGAAGUCAUUCAAGCCUGCGCGCUCCAGGCAGAUCUCGAUAUGCUUCCCAAUGGCGAUAUGACGGAAAUCGGCGAACGUGGUAUUACCAUCUCUGGAGGUCAGAAGCAGCGUCUCAAUAUCGCCCGAGCCAUCUACUUCGACGCCGAUAUCGUUCUCAUGGACGACCCCCUCAGCGCUGUUGACGCUCAUGUUGGCCGUCAUAUCUUCGAUAAUGCCAUUCUUGGUCUCCUCAAGGAUAAGUGUCGCAUCCUUGCCACCCACCAGCUCUGGGUACUCAGCCGCUGUGAUCGCAUCAUUUGGAUGGAGAACGGCAAGAUUCAAGCCGUUGACACGUUCGAGAAACUCAUGAAGGACCAUAAAGGAUUCCAGUCUCUGAUGGAGACAACUGCCGUUGAGGAAAAGCGAGAAGAAGCCACCAAACCCGACGAUGGCGAACAACCCACAGCGGACGAGAAAAAGAAGAAGAAGAAAAAGGGGGCUGCCUUGAUGACCCAAGAAGAAAAGGCCAGCUCGAGUGUCUCGUGGUCUGUCUACGCUGCCUAUGUCAGGGCAUCUGGUUCUAUAUUGAACGCUCCGCUGGUGCUAUUCCUCCUGAUUGUCUCUCAGGGAGCCAAUAUCGUGACAAGUCUUUGGUUGUCAUAUUGGACUUCGAACAAGUUCAACCUCUCUACGGGUGUCUACAUCGCGAUCUACGCAGCACUUGGUGUCGUGCAGGCUCUCCUCAUGUUCGCCUUCUCCGUGGUCCUGUCCAUCCUGGGAACGAAAUCGAGUAAAGUCAUGCUUAGGAUCGCUGUUACUCGCGUCCUUCGUGCACCUAUGUCCUUCUUUGAUACGACACCACUUGGACGCAUCACGAACCGCUUUUCACGGGACGUUGAUGUUAUGGACAACAAUCUUUCAGACGCACUUCGCAUGUUUAUGUUGACCAUGGGUAUGAUCACAUCUGUGUUCAUACUCAUCAUUGCGUUCUACUACUAUUUUGUGAUCGCCUUGGUUCCCCUGUACACUGCAUUUGUCACAGCAGCGAUGUACUACCGUGCUUCGGCACGAGAGGUCAAGCGUUUCGAAUCCGUCCUCAGAUCGCACGUCUUUGCCAAGUUUGGCGAGGGCCUCACAGGUGUUGCGUCAAUUCGAGCCUAUGGACUGCAGGAUCGCUUCAUUAAUGAACUGCGUGAAUCAAUCGACAACAUGAACGGCGCUUACUACAUUACCUUCGCUAAUCAGCGGUGGCUCUCAAUGCGAAUCGAUCUCAUCGGUGUACUUCUUGUCUUUGUGACAGCCAUCCUUGUUGUUACGUCCCGUUUCUCGAUCAAUCCUUCCACUGGUGGCCUUGUUCUGAGUUACAUCCUCUCGAUUGUUGGCAUGAUGCAAUUUUCUGUCCGCCAACUUGCUGAAGUCGAGAAUGCUAUGAAUGCCGUGGAGAGACUUUACUACUAUGGUACUGAACUUGAAGAGGAGGCCCCUUCACAUACCGUCGAAGUUCGGAAAACGUGGCCCGAGAAGGGUGAGAUUGUCUUCGAUAACGUCGAGAUGCGAUAUCGUGCUGGCCUCCCACUUGUCCUUUCAGGAUUGUCGAUGCAUGUCAAGGGCGGCGAGCGCAUUGGUAUCGUUGGGCGUACUGGUGCUGGAAAGAGUUCUAUCAUGAGCACUUUGUUCCGUCUCGUGGAGAUCUCUGGCGGCAAGAUUACCAUCGAUGGCCUCGAUAUUUCCACCCUUGGACUUCACGAUCUCCGAUCCCGACUCGCAAUUAUACCACAGGAUCCCACUCUCUUCCGAGGAACUGUCCGCAGCAACCUCGAUCCUUUCCAUGAACAUACUGAUCUCGCACUCUGGUCUGCUCUCCGCCAAGCGGAUCUCGUUCCUGCCAACGCUGCAUCGCCCGAAGAAGCACGCCGUACAAACGAUCCCUCACGUAUACAUCUAGACACCCCUGUCGAGGAAGACGGCCUCAACUUCUCACUUGGUCAAAGACAGCUCAUGGCACUCGCACGAGCUCUUGUCCGAGGCGCCCAGAUCAUCGUUUGCGACGAGGCCACUUCCUCGGUGGAUAUGGAGACAGACGAUAAGAUCCAGGCUACCAUGGCAGUUGGUUUCCGCGGCAAAACACUACUGUGCAUCGCUCAUCGACUGCGAACCAUCAUUGGCUACGAUCGCAUCUGUGUCAUGGAUGCAGGACGUAUCGCUGAGCUGGAUACACCAAUGGAACUGUGGAGAAGAGGCGGUAUCUUUCGCAGCAUGUGUGAUCGCAGUGGUAUCAGGGUUGAAGAUAUACAUGGUGCGAAAGAAGAAAUGGGUCUGGUGAUAGGAGAAAGCAGCCAACAGUGA